CCAGUUCCAGUUUAUCCCCAGCAGGCAGCAUGUGCGGACGUAGUGCUGCUCCUGCUGCCGCAUUUUCUUAUCGCGCUCGCGUGCUUUCCACCUGAGCAUCCACCACCGGCUUAUCGUGUGUUUAUUGGACGCAGAUCGAAAUCAAAGACUCAGAUAUCGAGAUUAAUAUCCGCUAACAGUGUUUGUCGAAAAUCAAUUAAAGACAUCAUAAAAUUCCAUAACGAAAGGACAAUGUGAUUUAAAGUGAAUUUUAAUAGUGAUGAAUGAAUAUAAAAUUUUAAUCCAACACAAAUACAACUGGCGUACGUCGACAAGGCAAAUUGUUUCCCACGGUUUCGUAAAAUGCAUUUCGAGUCGUAGUAAUAACUCCACCGAUUUACCCACAGAGCGUGCUGAUCUGAAUCGUUGAAAAUGGGCGAUACCUUGGACGAGACGCUGCCCACGCGACGCGACAAGCCGCAAACAUUGAACAUUGGCCAGGAGGAGGAGGAGGGUCUGGGUAUGGGUACCGCUCCCGCCCCAGCACCCGCCACCUCCCCGGCGUCCUCCAUGGCCAUUCCCGCUCCCCGCACACCGCGCAACCGGUUGCGCCACGCGGAUCGGGAUCAGAAACGCGAUCACUCGAGCGACGGUCUCGUUUCGAGUGGCGAACGGCGGGACGAAUUUAUGGGUCUCGAGGCCCAGCCGCGUCGCGAGAGCCUGAAUAGUUGCGAGGCCGGCAGUCCGGUGGCCUUGUCCUCCAGUCCCGGCAAGACGGGCCAGCGGCUCAACAGCUCCAGGUACCCGUCCAGCGGAUCCGGCGGCGGCAUCGGCGUCAGCGUCCUGGGCAACCUAAUGGGCACCACCACCCGCAAGUGUGUCCUGACGCUGGACGGGUACUCCUAUGUCAUAGUUGCCAGCACGCCGGAGAGUUUGCCCAACAAGCGGGACGAGGCAAGUGGUGGGGCAGGCAGCACCGGCGGCAGCAGUGGUGCAGCGAGCGGUGCAGCAAGUGGGUCGGCUGGACCUGCAACUGGAACUGGGACUGGACCUGGAGCCGGAGGAGCAGGUGGUGCCAGCACGCCGGCCCAAGAAGCCGUCAGUCCCACGGUCUCCGAGCUCAGUGGCAGCGGCACAAAUGCGACAAUAAAUGGUCAAGUUGCAAGACACGGCUCACUGACGAUUAUCCGACGCACAAACAGCCGCAACUUCUCCCAAAUCGACGGCCAGUUGGCAUCGCCCUCGACCACCGCCUCCAGCAGCACAGUUCCGGGAAUUAACUUCGCCCAGACGCCGCUCAGUGACCCACUUGCGGAGCGCCUGUGCUUUCGUUCCGGGAGCAACGGAUCCGCAUCCACAUCCACGCCCGCCGGCGACAGCCGAUCCAGCAAUCAGGCCACCAGCUCAGGGCCAUCCGCCAACGCCGCCGCCAAAAUGCAGCCAUCGUCGCCGAAUGCCACCAACUAUCUGGCCGACAACAUUCAGGUCUCGUCGGCCAAUCUAUCGCAAACGGAAAUGGUCCCGGGUCGCGAUUCGACGGACUAUACCACCAUGCACUCGAUAAACGUCGGCGCCGGCAACAACUCGUUCCUGCGGGGGGACACCGAUAUUCCGCAGGAGUCGGGACACUCCUUCGAAACGCCCUCGAAUAUAUCGUUCGCCGCCGGGCAAUGGGAUACGGAAAGUUUGCCGCCAGUCGACACGCCAGAUGCCCUUAACAAAGCGGCCGGGAGAAUACGCAGUCUGCUCCGUCGCAUGGACCAUGAGACCGUUGCCUACGAGGAUAUGCAGCGCAAUCUACAUUAUGCGGCUCGUGUACUCGAAGCCGUCUUCAUUGACGAAUCAAGAGAGGGCUGCAACGGCAACUGCAAGAACCUGAGCUGCAGUCGCCAUAGCCACGGACGAGAUGACCGGCAGCAGCAGGUGGACAACAACAACUCGAACAGCAGCUGCAGCCUGCAGGAGGUGGCUCCGGGGGGAGCAGGAGGUGGUGGGGCCACGCCGGCGGGUGACAACCAGGACAGCAUAGCGGGUCGCACCAAGGGCGUCUCCCUGGCGCCGCAGACCCACAGCGGGCCCACUGGGCCCCCAUCCUCGCCAGAAACCAGCUCCGCCACCCCACCUGCACCCAAACUCCAGCCCGCCCUCGAGACCGUAAGGGAAUCGGUGAUGGAGGAGGGUCCUUCGAAGGACCCUGGCGACCAGGCAGCACCACCGACCACGGAGCCGAGUGCCAAGGCGGCGGCGGAGGGUUCAGGGGCCAGCGGCGGCAGCAGUGGCAGCUGCAGUAACCCAGCGACCGUGCACCGGCAACGGCGCCUCAGGACACCCACCUGGGCCAGGUCCAUGUCGACGAACAAAACGCGCCUGGCGGACGAGGACGAUGAGCUGUCGGAGGUGCAGCCGGAUGCAGUGCCUCCGGAGGUGCGCGAGUGGCUGGCCUCGACCUUCACCCGCCAAAUGGCCACCAGCCGGCGCAAGAGCGACGAGAAGCCCAAGUUCCGCUCGGUGGCCCACGCCAUCCGGGCGGGCAUCUUCGUGGACCGCAUGUACCGCCGCGUCUCCAGCUCGGCCCUCACGGCCUUCCCACCGGACGUGGUCAGGCUGCUCAAGAACCUGGACGACUGGACGUUCGACGUGUUCGCACUGACGGAGGCGGCCAGUGGCCAGGUGGUGAAGUACGUGGCCUACGAGCUGUUCAACCGCUACGGGUCGAUCCACAAGUUCAAGAUAGCGCCCGGGACGCUGGAGGCGUUCCUGCACCGCGUGGAGGAGGGCUACUGCCGGUACAGGAACCCGUACCACAACAACCUGCACGCCGUGGACGUGAUGCAGACGAUCCACUACUGCCUGUGCAACACGGGCCUGAUGAACUGGCUGACGGACCUGGAGAUCUUCGCCUCGCUGCUGGCGGCCCUGCUCCACGACUACGAGCACACGGGCACCACCAACAACUUCCACGUGAUGUCCGGAUCGGAGACGGCCCUGCUGUACAACGAUCGGGCCGUCCUGGAGAACCACCAUGCCAGCGCCAGCUUCCGGCUGCUGCGCGAGGACGAGUUCAACAUCCUGUCCCAUCUGUCGCGCGAGGAGUUCCGCGAGCUGCGCGGCCUCGUCAUCGAAAUGGUCCUGGGCACCGACAUGACCAACCACUUCCAGCAGAUGAAGGCCAUGCGGCAGCUGCUGACGCUCCAGGAGGCGACCAUCGACAAGCAGAAGGUGCUGUCCCUGGUGCUCCACUGCUGCGACAUCUCGCAUCCGGCCAAGCAGUGGGGCGUCCACCACCGCUGGACAAUGCUCCUGCUGGAGGAGUUCUUCCGCCAGGGCGACCUCGAGAAGGAGCUGGGCCUGCCCUUCAGCCCGCUCUGCGACCGCAACAACACCCUGGUGGCCGAGUCGCAGAUCUGCUUCAUCGACUUCAUCGUGGAGCCCAGCAUGGGCGUCAUGUCCGACAUGCUGGAACUGAUCCUGGCCCCCAUUGCGCCGAUGAACAAGGGCAAGCCCGCCACCCUGGUGGAGCAGGAGCCGGUGGCCUCCUCGAUCGUGAUCCCCAACUCCGGGAUCACCCCCAGCAUGGACAAGCCGCGGGAUCGCAACGAGGUCAAGGCCACCGCCGCCGAGUGCCUCGCCCGCAAGAGCGUCACCGGCACCACCUCCAAGUUCAACAUACCCAAGCCCUGGCUCACCUGCCUGGUCGAGAACAAGCGGAUAUGGAAGGAGCAGGCCGUCAAAGAUGCUGAGGCACGAGCUUUGGCCACGGCAGCGGAAGAAGCCGCAGCGGCAGCAGCGGCGGCGGAAGAGGAGGAGAGCAAGCCGAAAGCGGAAGCGGAAACGGCCGAUGGCGAACAAAGCGAGGCAGCCGCGGAGCCGGCAGAUGGCGCUGCCGCCUAAACUGGCCACCACGCCACCUGUCGGGCAACAGAAUGCAAAAUACAAAAUACAGACGGAGACUUGGGAACGAAUACGGAUGGUUACACUGAAAGAAACUGAGGAACGAUGGGCUCCAAGAAUUAUGUUUACUAAGCUUAGAAGCAGUCUAGAAUAUUAAUAGCAAACCGCUUCAGAUGCGCUCUCUAUGUGAAUUGUGGUAGAGUUAGACUAGUACAUCAUCUAUAUAGGCUUAGUUGCGGAACAUUAAUAUCGAUAUAUAUGUAUAAAUACUGUAUACUUUGUUGUUGCAAGCGGAAACACAAUACAACACACAAGAAAACUUAAGGAAAUAUUAGGGCCAAGCACAAAACAAACAAACAAAAAACGAGUAGAUGUAAAUAGCGAAGAGUUCAACUGAAAUUUGUUGUGAAUUUGUUGGUUCGUUGCGAGCAUUUAUAUUUAGAAUUGAGUUGUACUUGUCUCUUAUUAGUUUUAGUCAAAUGUGGAAUUUACUGUAUGAUUUCUAUAAGUUCGAUGUAUGCGAUUUCGUUCUAAUUAAAUACAUAUAUUUUUGUAACCGUU
This is a messenger RNA of Drosophila subpulchrella, 4431 nucleotides long. RefSeq names its product calcium/calmodulin-dependent 3',5'-cyclic nucleotide phosphodiesterase 1 (gene Pde1c). Gene Ontology annotation, molecular function: 3',5'-cyclic-AMP phosphodiesterase activity. The record is from RefSeq and is a predicted model, not a curated record. Gene Ontology annotation, biological process: signal transduction. The transcript has 9 exons. Lineage: Eukaryota; Metazoa; Arthropoda; Insecta; Diptera; Drosophilidae. Bases 412 to 3870 code for a protein of 1152 amino acids.